GUCAGUCGUCGCUUUAGCCUGCUAAGUGGAAUCCUAUGCUAAAAACCAAAACAGAGGCGAGGUUUUCGCACUAAGUCUCCGAGAAAUCGGCAAUAAAGGCGGAUUUCCGUUUGGGUGUCUCUGGUUAACGCACCCGCCCGGUGUCUGUGCUUGACAGGCGGCUAAAAGGAAGAUAAACACUCGCUCGACUGAGAUGGAGGACCCGGGUGGAACUGCUGCUGAGUCUGUGAGUCCAUCACCAGCAGGUGCAUCCAAGUCAAAGCUGGACACCCUGCCCAAAGAUGACCUCAUCAAGUUUGCCAAAAAGCAGAUGGCUGCCAUGCAAAAGAUGAAGAGCAGACAUGCAGAUUUGGAAAAAGAAGUUGAAUCCCUCAAACAGCAAUCCAAAAACAGUAACAGCGGUCCAGAUGACUCCUCUCUGAUACAGGAGCUGACUGAGAGGAUGGAUGCCUUACUACUGGAGAAGGCGGAAACUCAACAAAGUCUUGCACUGUUUCGAAAAGAUCUAGAGAAGACUAAGAAGCAAGCCCAGGAUGAUCUAGCGUCAAUGCAAAGUGAGCUUGACCGUGUGACUGAAGACCACCAAAGGAAAAUCCGAAGUUUGGAGAGCACCAUUGAGGAAUCCAACAGCAAACACCAAGAAGAAGUGUCUCGUUUCCAGAAAUUACUGGAAGAGCGAGAAGUGAGUGAUAGAGAGAGAGAGAGUGAAAGAGAAAGGGAGCGUCAAGCAGACCAUGCCAGUGCAGAAGUAGUCCGCUUAACGGCUGAACUAGAAACCCUUCGAGCUGAAUUGAAAGCAAUUCAGCAGCGUAAUUCCCAGGAGAUUGCUGAGCUACAGGAAACCCACCAGCAGGAGUUGACGAAAGCCCAGCAAGAGGUGGAGAACCUGAAGGAGGAGCUGGCUCAGAAGAAUCUGCACCACGAGGAGGAAAUGAGAGCUCUAGAAGAAGACUGUGAGAUUGAGAGGGAGCGUCUCUUGUUGCUACACGAGGAGCUAACUGAGCAGCUUGCUCUCAAAGAGAGCUACCUUCAGGAUGUGCAGGAAGAAGAUGAGGAACCUGGCCGUGGGUCUGGGAUCGCCAAAAUGCUGGAACUGUCUGGCUGCAGUCAGGUUGACUCAAGCCCAGGCAAUGUAGAGGAGACUGAGACCAGGAGACUGAGAGCUGCAUUGGAAGACCUUCAAGCCCAGAACACCAUGUUACAGGAUGAACUCACCCUGCUCAGUAAUGUGAAGGGUGAGCUUGAGGCAGAGCUAGAGAAGUCCAAGGAGGAGUUUCAGAUGGAGAAAGAAGAGAUGGAGUUCAAAAUCAAUGAGCUGCAGAUGUCCAAGGACAGUGCUCCCUCUGAACCUGUAAUGACUCAGAAUUCAGAACAACAAGAAGCAUCCACAGAAUCGGUUAUCGGCGUGGACCAAGACCAAAACUCCACAAAUCCAGAGGAGCAGCUGAAGCUGAAUGAGGAGCUGAGGAGCCAGUGUGAAGCCUUGACGAAAGAGAGAGACACUGCCCUGGCUGAGUGCCACCACGUGAGGCAGAUACUUGAAACUAUAGAAACAGAGCUGGGUGAGAAGACAAAAGAUUUUGUUCAACAGUACCAAGCCAUGAAGGAACAGGGAGCCAAUAACGUAAGAGAGCUCCAUGACAAAGUAGAGCAACUCAGCCAGGAGAGGGACGAACUGUUAGUGACCGUGAGAGAAGCUACGGAGGAGAAAAACAGUCUGAUGGAGAGUUUGCAAGAUCUAAAGCUGAAGCUUGGAGGUUCCUUGGUGGAGGACCAGAAACUCCCUUCUUCUGAGCAGGAACAAACAACAUUAGCCAGUGAGUUAAAACAAUCUGUGGAGGAUCUGACCAGACAGAACGAGGAGAUCAUCUCCCAAGUGGAGAUGAAGGAGAAGAUGAUACAGGAUCUGAAACAAAUGGUUACUACACUAACUGAAGAGCGAGACAAAAUGGAAUACCAGCUAAAGAAAGAAGAAGAUGAAACGCAAAAGCUGAACGAUGAGAGAACAAAAGAAUUGGAGAAGCUCCACGAGGAGAAGGUGAAAGAGGUGCAACAUCUAAAGGAGGAAAGAGAUAAGAUAGAGGAAAGCCUGAAAGAGGAGAUGGGAAGACGCGAGGAAAGGGUUUCCGCUUUAGAGCUCGAGAUCAAAGAGCUGACCACAGAGAAGGCAGACUUCGGUCAGAAACUGGAGGAGGCCAUCUCUGGGCUUUCCCAGGUCCAGAAAGAGAAGGAGCUUCUGGAGUCCAAGCUGGCAGACCUGAAUUCUCACCUGGAGCAGGAGGCGUCUGAAAAGCAACAGCUCGAAGUGAAAUUGAAUUCACUGACAGAGGAGGCAGAACAGGCAUCAGCCUCCGUGAGAGCACUGGAGGAAAGUCACUCUGAAGUACUGAAAAAGUCCACGGAGGAGGUUGAAGAGCUCCGGACACGUGCCGAUGAGCUAGAAAAGGAGAGGAACCUGCUGAAGAGAAGCCUCGAAGAGGCUCAAGCUGACGGCAAUUCUGAGGAUGUGCAACAGGAGUUCCAGGCACGCAUCAGAGACCUGGAACAGGAGAGAGACAUGUUAAAAGCCAACCUGGAGGAGGUGGUGAAGGAUACAGAGGGUCUGCAGAGAGACAUGCAGGAUAUGAAAUCAUUAAAUGAGAAGAUUAGUGAUGAGAACCAGAAACUACAGGCUCAAAUUUCUUCCAUGGCCAAAGAUGAGGAGGACAAGAAUGAGAAAGAGGAGGUGGACAGAAAUGUGGAGAACCUGGAGAAAGAUAGCAGCGAACUCAGAGAACAGCUGACUGAAAAAGAGUCACUCAUAUCACAACUGAGGAGUGAAAUGGCUGCCCUCCAGCAAUCAGCAGAUCAGUCUGCUUCUUCUGAAGAAAGUGCGACCAGCGAACUCACAAAGAAAAUAGCUCUCAUGGAGAAAGAAAACAAAGAGAAGGACGAGAAGAUGCACAAAAUCAAGGCAGUUGCUGUUAAAGCAAAGAAAGAGCUGGACAUCAGUAAGAAAGAGGUUAUAACCCUCAAGGAGGAAGUGGAAUCCCUGAAGGCGGAGAGGGAGAAAGUGAACAGCUCUAUGAAAGAUAUCAUCCAUGGUGCUGAAGGCUACAAGAACCUGCAGAUAGAUUACGACCGGCAGACAGAGCAACUGGAUAAGGAGAGGGAGAAGGCGGAGGCGGCGGAGAGACAGAUUGCUGAGCUGACCAAACGACUCAGCAGUGCUGUCACACUGAAGGACACGCUGAGCAGUGAGAAGGAGGACCUGGUGACUGCUAUAGAGACCAUGAGGAGCACAGUGAGGCAGCUGGAGACCAAGAACCAGGAGCUGCAAAGACAGUCGGCCAGUCUAGACAGAGACCUGCUGGCUGAGAGAGCGAUGAAAGAACAGAAGCUCAAGGAUUUGUCAUCUGCCACCAAGGAGGUAGAAGAGCUGACAGCCCAGCUUCGCAAGCAGCAGCAGCAGUCUCAGCAGACCGCCCAGGAGCUGGAGCAGCUACGCAAGGAGGCACAGCAGAGCUCUCUGAUGGACAUGGAGAUGGCUGACUACGAACGUCUGGUCAAAGAACUCAACUCCAGGCUGUCAGAGAAAGAUGAGAACGCCGAGGAGCUAAAGGCCCAGAUUAACACUCUCACCCAGAGGGAGGAAACACUCAAACAGGAGAUUGAGGCUUUGAAGUCCCAGCUGGACCAGGGGGAGGAGAAGACCGCGAAGAUGAAACAGCUGCUGGUGAAGACCAAGAAAGACUUGGCCGACUCUAAGAAACAGGAGAGCUCCCUCAUGAUGUCGCAGGCCUCUCUGAAAGGAGAGCUGGAAGCUCACCAACAGCAGCUCGAAAGCUCCAAGAUCGAGGCGUGUGAGCUGACAGCCGAGCGGCAUCGUCUGCAGGAGCAGCUUAGGUCUGCACUGGAACAGCAGCAACGAACCAGCAGCUCCCUGCAGCAGCGCAUUCAGAGUCUGCAGCAGGAAAGAGACAGUGCUAAGGCUGAGCUCCUGGAAACAACAGGCGAGUUUGAGAGUUACAAGGUGCGAGUCCACAACGUGCUCAAACAGCAGAAGAGCAAAACCACUGCGCAGAGCGAAGGAGACUCUGGCAAACUAGAGAGGGAGCAGCUGGUUUCUCAGGUAGAGCAGCUGAGGACCAGGUUAGCAGAGAGCCAGCAGAGUCUCCAGAGCUGCACAGCAGAGCUGCAGCAGAUCCACGCCGAACACGACACUCUGCUGGAGAGACACAACAAAAUCCUCCAGGAGACCGUCAGCAAAGAGGCCGAGCUCCGGGAGAGGCUUUUGUCGUUGCAAUCGGAGAACGUGACGCUGCGGUCGGACCUUUCCCAGGCUCAGGCUGACCUGUCUUCCCAGGUCGAGACCCAGCGUCAGACUUACAGGGAGCAGCUGAGGAAGCUGCAGGAUGACCACCGGGCUACCGUGGAGACGCUGCAGGGCCAGCUGGCACGAGUCGAGGAGCAGCUCUUCAGCCUGCAGAGCCAAAACAGUUCGGUGUCGGCCCAGUCCAGCCGUAAGAACCCUGCAUCAGAUGCCCAGCGCAGAAACACUGAACAGAACCAGGCGGGGCAGGGACUAGUGGCCCUCGGCGACCUCCAGUCUAUGGCCAGGGAGGAGGGCGAGGGCAUGGAGACCACCGAGACAGAGAACUCCUCCCCUGCUCUCACACCCCUGCCUUCUCUGGAGCAGCUUCUCACAUCUCCAGACCCCAAGCAAGAGCCAUUCGUGUGGACGGUGGAGCCAACCAAACAGGAGCUGAGUGAAAAGCUGAGCACAGCCACCCGCAGCAUGGAGCACAUGAACAGCCUGCUGCAUGAAACUGAGGCUACCAAUGCUGUUCUCAUGGAGCAGAUCACACUGCUUAAGAGUGAAGUGCGUCGUCUGGAGCGAAACCAGGAGAGGGAGAAGAGUGUGGCCAAUCUGGAGUAUCUGAAGAACGUCCUGCUGCAGUUCAUCUUCCUGCGAUCUGGCAGCGAGAGGCAGGCGCUCCUGCCUGUCAUUCACACCAUGCUACAGCUCAGUCCAGAGGAGAAAAGCAAACUGGCUGCCAUUGCACAAGGUGAGGAGGAGGUGGCCGGAUCUCGGGGCUCAGGCUGGACCUCAUAUCUCCACAGCUGGUCUGGGAUCAGAUAGACUUGAUGACCAACCAAAACAAUAUUACUGAGCCUUUUUUUUUCUGUGAAAUCCGUUAUUGGAGGCAGUGAUUCUGUACAUAUGAAAUAGUGGCGACUGGGGCAUUUACAAUUUUGUUGGGAGAUAGAAGGAGGGACCAAGGAAUGUGUGCGGAAAACAGUGUGUGGUAGAGGUGAUGAAAACCAAAAUGUGUGUAAUGGUUUGAAAUUGAAGUGCAAUAGGUACAUUAGUGACUCACCAAUGAAGAUUAACCGUGACAGAUUUGUCUUCCUUAUGCUUUCUGAUGAUAUGCACAUGUAUUUAUAAUAACAUUUACUGGACAUGAUGCUGACUCCUGCUUAAAGUGGACCUCAUAAGGCAUUAAAAAGCAUCGCUAGUAAAAAUGUGACACUGUAACUAACUACAACAUGCCAUGUGAAUCAUUUUCCACAUGAUUAAGCAAAUUGCGAGGAGAGGGAUUAAUCGAAGGGAUAAAAGUAUAUUGGGUUGAUACUAGCAAGAAUAUCGUUUUCAGGAGUUUGAUUACUUGAUCAUUUUACUUUAACUUCUUCUGGCCUUGUGUAUUGAACGACUGGACAAGUGUUUUUCACACAUACUUUACAUUUCCAUGGCCUUCCUGAUCAUUUGAAAGAACUGACAUACAUAAGAAGCCAUAAAGCAAAGGAAAAUAAACAUUUAGACGCCUACUUGUGCAACAUAGUUUUGGAGAGCGAUCAGCAGGUUUGUUAAAUAUAUGUGAUUUGCAGUAGAUAUUGGGUUGAAACAUACUGUCUGUCAUCACUCUCACAUUUCACAGGCUCCUCUGACCAACAUACCAAGAGCAGUAACAGUUUUCACCUUAUAUCUGUGUUUGGUUUGUGACAUUUACUGUAAUAUCAUUUUAUUGUUAUUAUUACAGUCUCUGUCUCUCUCGUGGGAGUGCUGCGUUUUAACCACUGAACGUGAUUCGUGGCAAAGUCACCUGCACAGCUGUCUUGUUGAUGGACCGCAGAUUGACAGCAAGCACAUCUGCCCUGCUGAGUCCUUGAACAAGACUCCCUGUGUCAUGGUUGGCGUUUCGUUUUUUUCUUCAGUGUCUUACCAUGAACUCUGACCUUUUUGUGGAAGCAGUAAAAAAAAAAAAAAAAAAAACCCUGAAAGAAACCUGCCUCCCCCCCAAGACAUAUUUACACACUGACACCGUUCAUGAAGAUAUCAGGCCUGUUCAUUUUCUCAUUCUGCUGGCAGCUUUUUGUUUCAUUCUGCACAAGUGAAUGUAUUUUUUUAUCUAAGCUUUUAUAGGAGACACUGUGAGAGGUUAUCAUAACAUAUCUGUGUAAGAAUAACUGGAUUCUGCCAUCUUUGUCUGAUAAAUUAAAAAAAAAAGAAUCUGUGA
Mugil cephalus (flathead mullet) is the source of this 6497-nucleotide messenger RNA. RefSeq names its product GRIP and coiled-coil domain-containing protein 2. Gene Ontology annotation, biological process: late endosome to Golgi transport. The transcript is spliced from 24 exons. The coding region runs from base 194 to 5122 and encodes 1642 amino acids. The record is from RefSeq and is a predicted model, not a curated record. Gene Ontology annotation, cellular component: Golgi apparatus. NCBI's taxonomy places the organism in Eukaryota, Metazoa, Chordata, Actinopteri, Mugiliformes, Mugilidae.